This is a messenger RNA of Symbiodinium natans, 1515 nucleotides long. The record is from the annotation of a GenBank genome assembly. Lineage: Eukaryota; Dinophyceae; Suessiales; Symbiodiniaceae.
AUGAGUGGCCCUUUGCCACGCCACCUUUUUGGGCGCGGAGCACUGCUGUGGAUCCUGGCCAAAUGGCCACUCUGCCAUUGCAGUCGUGCCUUUCUGUGCGAGCAAGUCGAUAGAGUCAGGAAUUCAACUCUGCCCCAAGAGUAUGCUUUAGAGGGCGUCCACAUCAAGAUCGGGACAGGCAUGUGGGACGACAGAUUUCUGGCGUGGGAUGCAACAAAAGGCACUUACGUGGGCUUGGAGGUAGAACUGCUUGAGGAGCUUGCUGAUCGCGCCCGCUUUACCUACUCGCUUGAAAUGCACAACUGGACGUCGGACGACUGGCUGACGCAGCUUGAAGGUGCGGUCCGACUGUAUGAUGUCGUCACCUACGCCUAUUGGUUUAUCACACCUGAGCGCAUGAGCAAGGGUGCCUACAGCCCUUACGGGUUCUUGAAUGCCAUGUACUGGGCAGUCGUCAUGGAGGAAGUCAAGACGGGGAUAGAUGUGGAAGAGAUCUUCUCAUUCCUCGCACCAUUCAGUGGCCCCGUCUGGUUCAGCUUCCUGGGCCUUAUGAUCGGCACAGGGCUGAUGUAUCGCUUCCUGGAGGUGGCCCACAAUGCAGAGGACUUCCCGGAUGGACCCCAGGGCUCGUGUAAGUGCAAGCGCACAACCUGGACACAGUACAUGGAUUCCAUCUUCCAGUCUUCGGGCCACAUCACGGGAGCAUCCGGCUUUUCUCCAAAGACGUGGGCAGGAAAGAUCCUGGUCAUGUCGUGGACAUGGUGUGUGGUAUUGAUUUUGGCAGCAUACACCGCCAAUCUGGCGUCCUUUCUUGUUGUUCAGGCCAAGGCGCAGCCAUCUUUCACUUCUCUGGAUGGUGCUGUCCGCAGGAACAAGAAGAUCUGCGUUUCCAAGGGCUCUGCUGAUGAGGACUGGUUCCAGGCCAGGUAUGCCCGCUACGACAACUUAAUGGCCGUCCAAUCUGGCCCCGCUGAGCGUGCCGCACUUUUGCGCGACGGCACGUGUGACGUCGCCACCUUUGCAAAGUUUGAGUACGAUUUCCUGAGGCAGACGGCAAGUGUGAAUCCCAGCUGCUACAUGCAGACUAUAGGGGACCCUUUUCAGAACAUGGAUGCUGGGUGGAUGGUCCUUAAUGACGUUCAGGAUUCUUGCACCUCAUUGGUGCGCGAUGUUCUGGGCUUCUGGUUCCUACGGAUGGAGUUAGAUGGAACGCUCGAAGCUCUCGUUCGCAGGGCAUUGAUGCCGGUGGAGAACUGUCCCGUUGAGUCGACCUCGGGUGACAGUGAAGCCUCAGCCGGUCAGCUUACGAUUGAGAGCAUGCUCGGGAUAUUCACUGUGCACGCAGUCGGUGUUGGCACUGCUCUGCUUUUUCACUUGUUCUCGGGUGCCCCGAAAGCAUUGACCAAGGGUCUUACAAGAACAUUCACCAGCUCUCGUGUUUCACCACAAGAUCACAUGGUUCACAAGAAGGAUCAAGCCGGUGGCGAGGCGUGGGGGGAAGGCGAACUUCAGUAG